AUGGCGACAGCCAAUCUCCAUGUGGCCCUCCAGCUUGCUCAAGCAACUAUCUUCAAUGGAAAAUGCUUUGAGAACGCUGAGAACUAUGCUCGAUACCUCCUCAAGUAUCGGGAUCGUGAUCUCUGUCCUUUGAUCUGGAUCCAUCAUGCUUCAAUAGGGCUUGAGGUAAUGGAUGCUUCAGACUUUCAAGUUGUCGCUUUCGAUGAGAUCAAGGCUAUUCACAAGUAUACUCGUGACACUGGUCGAGUUGAUCCAAAUGUCCUCCCAUUUGGUCGGCUUCCUUAUGAUCUCAAAGUUCUCCACUUCUAUUUAACUCGAGUGUUCCUCCCUUGCUCCUAUGGUCACGCCACCAUUCAUCCAACUGACCUGUGGAUUCUUGCUAGUGCCAAAGAAAAUCAUGCUAUAAGUUAUCCUCGCCUCAUGUUUGGUCACAUGGUAACCUACUAUGAUGACAAUUACAAGGGAGACCUUCCAUUUUCUCCUCAAAUAACUCUCUUGCUGCAAGCUCUCGGCGGUGAUCUGCGCUACAAAGUCUAUCGUGUGGACUUAAUUGAUCGUUUGCUCUCUCAGUUCGUGCUUCGCAAGGUUGAUGCAUCCGUGGGCCGCCGUCGUCCUCGGGUUAAUGCUCCCAGGGGAGAAAGGGUUGCCAAUGUAGUUCCUCCACUUGAGGAUGGACUAAGUCUUACUUAUCUGGUUGAUGAUGAUACAACAAGCUCAAACUAUAUGCCCUCCCCAACCUAUCCGUUUUAA
Molecule: messenger RNA, 750 nt
Organism: Linum trigynum
Lineage: Eukaryota; Viridiplantae; Streptophyta; Magnoliopsida; Malpighiales; Linaceae
Source: the annotation of a GenBank genome assembly